AUGUCUAGCGGAGGAAUGGAUGGAUUCGAUUGGCUCCAAAUCUUUCUUCCAGCCGAUAGUCAACCCGACCACGACCCCAAUCCCAACAAUGAGGCUUAUCAAACGCAUCCGGCAUUCCACGAUGCGGAGGUAGCUAGAGCGGCCGUUAUGCAUCAGCGGACACAGAAUUCAUAUUCAUUCCUGAGGUCAACCAAUGCUAGGGCGAAUCAUGCCUUAAAUCCCGCCCAGGUGUACUCACAAGCCUCGGGUGGACAAUAUGGAGGAAAUAAACACCAGCAAACCAGCGAUAUUAAACCCAACAAUUCUCCUUCUGGCCACUCUGUAUAUCCAACAGAUCGCUCUCAUAAUAUAAACCAACAGCCAAUUCCUCCCGUUCCGUCCCAACAGCACUUGAAUGCUCAGCCAUGUGAGGGUAUGGAUCCCGCUCCCUACCCAUGGAGGACUUUCAACUUUACACCAAACUACUCAGAUGCCUAUCAAAGCACCCAGAGGGCCCAUGAAACUGCAAUGCCGACAGUCCCUGCUCAGAGAACAAACCAACCCACGGCACGGGCUGUGCCCACAUUACAAAGCUCGUAUCAAAGCUACUCGGCAAUCCCAAAUCAGAAUUCCCAGAUGUUAACGCAACCGCACAUGGAACAAGGAAUGAUGGCACAAGUUCAAAGAACACGCACGCCGGCUGCAUCGCAAAGUAAUCCUUAUAGCCACCCCACCAUUCCAUCCCACAAUGACCAGCGACCCCCUCAUUCCACGGCAGCGCAAAGAACACGGCCUACGUCCCCAGUUCAAAGGACACAUACUCCGGUGACAAGGCCCCAAACAUCGCAAAGACCAUACCAACGCCACUCUACGACCUCAGCCCAGAAUACGCAGAAACAAUCCUUUUUAGCUGCAGCGCAAAGACCUUGGCCGGGGCCGCCAGUUCAAAGGAAACGUACACCAGUGGCAAGGGCCCAAGCAUCGCAGAGCCCAUACCAAAAUCACUCCCCCGUUCCAGCCCAAAAUGUCCAAAGAUCAUCUCACCCGAAUGCACCGCCAAGCUCCCACUCCUCGAUAGACAGUGAGUUUUAUACCCCUUUGGUCUCGCCGAAGGGAUUCAAAACUUCUGCAGCACGCAACACACUUGAAUCCCGCCAGUCAAUCACACCAGCCAAAAUCACUCAAGAGGCUUCCAAUCCACGAACACAGAGUCCGGCUACCAAUUCCACCAUAUCAAACCAAAUACCACCUCGGCCUUCAUUUCACAAUCAAGACCAUUUGCAGUCAACUGUGCCCACAACGCAUAGAGUCCACAGUCCUGUAAUCUCACAGUUUGUCUCAACCCGCAGUCCUUUUCUCUCUCUUGUCUCUUCAGCUCCUACCUCUACCUCUACUCCGGCACCUCCAACACAGACAACUAUUGUCUCACAUCACUUAGACAAGGGCUGGACGCAGGAGAAAGAAGGGACUCAGGAUAAAGCAGCACCUACUUCACCAUACCAGGCACCGAAUCAGGCAAGCCAACGGCCUCCGAUCUCCCAACCAAAUGAACAGCGCACACCGGUGGUACCGUCGGCCUUUGCGUCACCCACUUCCCCUGCGGCCUCUCACCUGAGGCCUUCUUAUAACGCUUCGCAUAUCUCAGGACCUCGACGAGGUACCUUCUCUGACUCGGCUGUGACACAACAGCCUGCUGCGGGGAAUACGCAGUCGCGAGGUUCCCCACUGUCGGGACCUAAUCGCCAUCAGAAAAAGCGGUGGGUUCCAACCGAAGAGAAUUCGAUGCUACCCACAAAGAUGCGGCGGUUGGACAAUGGUGAAAGUCAAACCAUGACUCUCCAAAACGACCCAUCAGCAAGUAGCUCGGUACCAGGGGCCCAAGUUUCUACGGAAUAUGCUCGGCCUCGAUGCUCUGGUAAAUUUCUUAAGAAUCGUGACGACUUGGUCCAGCCGAUAAGAUGGAACGAUGCACUGCCCAAGGUCUCUUAUGAUCCGACCACGAUCGCGCGGGAUGUACUGAUUGCUGCGGCAAGACACCCGACGGAAAAGCAUCUAAAUCAUCAUCUUGAGCCACUACGUCGUAAUUUCACCAAAAUCGACUACUUUGCAAACCUAGCAACGUUUCGUUGGGACCUGGUGGAUGUCAAGCAGCCUGAAACGCAGGUCGAUCGCGUGCCAUCGGUUCCUGCACCCCACACGCCACCUCUUCAACCACCUCAUCCUCAAUCACCUCAGGCAGCUCGGCACUUAAUUGCACGUGACUCCACCAUUACAUAUCAUCACGUGACUACCUGUGACUACGCUCCGAUGACGUCACGUGACACAUCGCCAAAUCGCCAAGUCGCAAUGGCGGAAAGGAUCGACGCGCGCGCCCCUCCAGGCGGUUUGAGCCCUUGGGGUAUUUUACCUUUCAAACCCCCUACUUAUCAUUCUCCUCAACGCAUUUUCUCUUCAAACUUGCCUUCUGGACUUCCCAGGAUUGAUUCUGUUCCUGCAUCCCCGAAAUUCUCAUCCCACCAAUCCGUCCCCCUCCCAACCCCCCCACCGCCGCAACCGCAACCCCGACCCCAACAACGACGCUCCUCGACCACCAACAACCCAGCUCCGCCCAAACCCACGCCUGCCACAAAACAACCGACCCCUAAAUCUACCACAAAGCCUAGACCUCAAGGGCAGACGGUCAAGAGCCAGCCAGACUCUGGUCGGGCCGUCAAAUCCCCAGAGGCAAGGCGUCUUCCCCAGCCACAGGUUGUCAUUCCACUGUCGCCCGUCAAGAUGACCACGAAGAGAAGACCAGGGCGCUAUCCCAAAAAUGCAGUAGCCAACAUCGAAGUUGCUAUUCACCGUGAACCACCAGUGCAUUACCAAAUCUUCCCAUGCAAAUGGGAGGAGUGUACUGCAGAACUGCACAACAUUGAGUCCGUUCGAGCUCACCUUAUCAAAGUUCAUAUCCCACACACUCUCGUUUGCAAAUGGCAAGACUGCGGCAAUAAGACACCAAUGGCUGCGGCUGAUAUGUUUACGCAUCUGUCGCUCCAGCAUGUCUCAAAAAUGGCUUGGGAGCUUGGAGAUGGACCAACGGUGCCAGUAACUGCGGAAAACAAAUCGAACCACCCUUCCGUUCCGGGUGACCGCAGUGCCCGCAAAGGGACCAUGGUCUUGCCGGUGGAUGAGCACCAGGUUAAGGCCUUUAGCAAGGCCCAUAGGAAAUCGACGGAGAAGAACAAGGCACAAGCCCUGCUCGAAGCCGGUCAACACUGGAAGCAGCAGAUCGGUCCUGAGAUGGACUGGAGUGACCGCCGCCUGUCGACACCGGCUCGACAGAGCAACGUGCAUUGUGGCGAAAUGGCGUUCGUAGGGGAGAACUGA
Messenger RNA from Penicillium hordei, 3348 nucleotides. RefSeq names its product putative C2H2 finger domain protein. The record is from RefSeq and is a predicted model, not a curated record. The coding region runs from base 1 to 3348 and encodes 1115 amino acids. NCBI's taxonomy places the organism in Eukaryota, Fungi, Ascomycota, Eurotiomycetes, Eurotiales, Aspergillaceae. The transcript has 2 exons.